Messenger RNA from Pezoporus occidentalis (night parrot), 2602 nucleotides. It is a transcript of the gene TUBB1, whose product is annotated as tubulin beta 1 class VI. Gene Ontology annotation, cellular component: cytoplasm; microtubule. Bases 248 to 1597 code for a protein of 449 amino acids. The record is from RefSeq and is a predicted model, not a curated record. Lineage: Eukaryota; Metazoa; Chordata; Aves; Psittaciformes; Psittacidae. Gene Ontology annotation, biological process: mitotic cell cycle; microtubule cytoskeleton organization. The transcript is spliced from 4 exons. Gene Ontology annotation, molecular function: GTP binding; GTPase activity; structural constituent of cytoskeleton.
CUCAGUCAUGUACCUGUGCUCUUGUACCCUGUACACAGGCAGUAAAUAGGCACUUUGCCUACUGGUAGCAGCCUGAGGUGCUGGCUACUCCCCUUGCUGGCUGCGUGACAGUCCCACUAGUAUAAAAAGGCCCCUUGGGGCAGACUGUGCUGGGUGUAGCUGAUAGAGCAGCAGAGAGGGCUUGUGCUGGGGACUGCAACCACAAAACCUGUUGGGUUGUAGCCACCAAGGGUCUAAGCCACACAAAAUGCGUGAAAUUGUGCAUCUUCAGAUUGGCCAGUGUGGAAACCAAAUUGGAUCUAAGUUCUGGGAGGUGAUAAGUGAUGAACAUGGGAUUGACAUCGCUGGAAACUACUAUGGGGGUGCAUCACUGCAGCUUGAGCGAAUUAACGUCUACUUCAAUGAGGCUUACUCCCAUAAAUAUGUGCCCCGUUCUAUCUUGGUGGACCUGGAACCUGGUACGAUGGACAGUGUACGGUCCAGCAAAAUAGGCCCACUCUUUCGACCUGACAAUUUUAUUCAUGGUAAUUCAGGUGCUGGGAACAACUGGGCUAAGGGCCACUACACAGAAGGCGCUGAACUGAUUGAAAAUGUCAUGGAUGUGGUCAGGAAUGAGUGUGAGAGCUGUGAUUGCCUUCAGGGAUUCCAGCUCAUCCAUUCACUUGGUGGUGGCACAGGCUCAGGUAUGGGCACGCUCCUCAUCAACAAAAUCAGAGAAGAAUAUCCUGACAGGAUUAUGAACACUUUCAGCGUUGUUCCUUCACCCAAAGUAUCCGACACAGUCGUAGAGCCAUAUAAUGCCAUCCUCUCCAUCCACCAACUAAUCGAGAAUACAGAUGAAACCUUUUGCAUUGACAAUGAAGCUCUAUAUGAUAUAUGUUUUAGAACUUUAAAGCUCACCAAUCCCACCUACGGUGACCUCAACCACUUAGUGUCCCUAACAAUGAGUGGUGUCACAACUUCACUCCGUUUUCCCGGUCAGCUGAAUGCAGAUCUGAGGAAGCUGGCUGUUAACAUGGUGCCCUUUCCUCGACUGCAUUUCUUUAUGCCAGGCUUUGCUCCACUGACAGCUCGAGGCAGCCAACAGUACCGAGCCCUCUCAGUGCCAGAGCUUACGCAACAAAUGUUUGAUGCACGUAACAUGAUGGCAGCCUGCGACCCUCGUCGUGGACGUUACUUGACAGUGGCAUGCAUCUUCAGAGGCCGAAUGUCUACCAAGGAAGUGGAUGAGCAGUUGUUGGCUGUCCAGACCAAGAAUAGUUCCUACUUUGUGGAGUGGAUCCCUAAUAAUGUCAAAGUGGCUGUGUGUGACAUACCACCACGAGGCCUGAAGAUGGCGGCUACCUUUAUUGGCAAUAACACAGCCAUUCAGGAGCUCUUCAUCAGGGUUUCAGAACAGUUCUCGGCUAUGUUCAGAAGAAAAGCAUUUCUCCAUUGGUACACAGGUGAAGGCAUGGAUGAGAUGGAGUUUUCAGAAGCAGAAGGUAAUACCAAUGACCUUGUGUCCGAGUACCAACAGUACCAGGAUGCCACUGCAGAUGUUGAGGAAUAUGAAGAGGUAGAAGCAGAAGCCAGCCCCGAAAAGGAAGCACAGUAAAAACAAUGGCAGUAUCAAAACAGUCUCCAAAUAAGCCUGUUGACACUCACUAAAAAAAAAAAGGAGUAACUAUCACCUGCAGCCCAAAAAUAACACCUUUCUGAAGAAUUCUCUGCAUCUGGCCAAAAUAUAUCCAAUAUUACAAUACAGUGCUUUUGAAAUUAAGGGCAGCUGUGCUUCAAUCUCCUGUGAGAGUGUCCUGUUGACACUGACUUGCUCUCAAAAAAGAUCCACUGCUAAGACAAGUUGUCUCCUAACAGCCUUUCUAGUGAAUGUAUUCACCUUUUGAAGAUUAUUGCCUGAUACUGAAUGUAAUAUACAGCCUCUGUGCCUGUGUAUAAAUAUAUACCAGGAUCAUAAGCAACAGCAAAAUAUGCUACCAACUCAUCAAAUGUAUUUAUUCUUAGGUAAACAGUCCCUGUUUUGUUUGUGACCUUGCUACUGUUUCAGGACCAUGCACACACCUGUAUGGCCUGCAAAGGCAGCAUUGCCUCUUUUGUUACACACACUCCACAGACUGAUGUAGCUCUGCAGAAAAGUGCAGUUCCUUAAGUUGCAGGAGAAGAGAGGAAACAACACAGGGCAAAAAACUGAUUAUGCAUAGUCUCACUUUUUUAAAAGUACUUUAAUAGUUCUAUCACAUUGCUGGCUUGCUUAUAUUAUUGCAGAGCUUGUAUCCAUUAUCCUUGUGUGGUUUGUUUCUAUUUCAAACUAUAGAUUUAUUAAUUAUUAGCAUACAGUGUUAAGGACACUGUGUAAAUGUCUUGGUCUGGUUUGGUUUUUUUCUCAUGUAUUAACUAAACUACUGUGAAUUUUCUUCCUAUCAUCAGUACUACAAAGUGGAAAGAAUGGUUUGCAGCUAGUUAGGUCUAAGUUCAACAGCAAUCACUGAAUCAAAUGCAUAUCUUAACUUCAGAGAAAAAGUUUCUUGCCAUUCACAGCCAUUUACUUUACAAUGUAUUUAUAAUAUUCUUUAAAAUAAAAAUUAUAUAUUAUUCCAUAAAA